Molecule: messenger RNA, 4734 nt
Organism: Calypte anna (Anna's hummingbird)
Lineage: Eukaryota; Metazoa; Chordata; Aves; Apodiformes; Trochilidae
Gene: ATG13
Product: autophagy related 13
Exons: 18
Coding region: 152-1801 (549 amino acids)
Biological process (GO): piecemeal microautophagy of the nucleus; protein localization to phagophore assembly site; autophagosome assembly
Cellular component (GO): phagophore assembly site; cytosol; Atg1/ULK1 kinase complex
Source: RefSeq, a predicted model, not a curated record
GACUCCCCCGCCGUGCUCGGGCGGGGCGCUGAGGAGAGGCCGGGAUACGGCGGAGAGCGGAGCGGCCGUACCCCUCGGGCAGCCGGGCCUCAGCGCGGGAUGAGCCGCCGAGCCGCCAACACCGACCCCCCCGCGCAGAUUGCCAUAUGCAAUGGACACUGAUCUCAGUUCCCAGGACAGGAAGGACCUGGACAAGUUCAUCAAAUUUUUUGCUUUAAAGACAGUACAAGUGAUUGUCCAGGCCCGACUUGGAGAGAAAAUCUGUACCCGAUCAUCCUCCUCCCCAACAGGCUCUGACUGGUUCAAUUUGGCAAUCAAGGACAUACCAGAGGUUACUCAUGAAGCAAAGAAAGCUCUGGCAGGACAGCUUCCUGCUGUUGGACGGUCUAUGUGUGUGGAGAUUUCUCUCAAAACCUCAGAGGGGGACUCCAUGGAGCUGGAGAUUUGGUGUCUAGAAAUGAACGAGAAGUGUGACAAAGAAAUCAAAGUUUCCUACACUGUUUACAACAGGUUAUCUCUACUGCUGAAGUCUUUGCUUGCAAUAACCAGGGUAACUCCAGCCUACAGACUCUCAAGGAAACAAGGCCAUGAAUAUGUAAUAUUGUACAGGAUAUAUUUUGGUGAAGUGCAACUGAGUGGCUUGGGAGAAGGCUUCCAGACAGUCCGUGUUGGGACAGUGGGUACCCCAGUGGGCACCAUCACUUUGUCUUGUGCCUACAGAAUCAACCUUGCUUUCAUGUCAACCAGGCAGUUUGAGAGGACCCCUCCUAUCAUGGGGAUUAUCAUUGAUCACUUUGUGGAUCGUCCCUAUCCCAGCUCUUCACCCAUGCACCCCUGCAAUUACAGAGCUGGUGAGGACAACAGUGCAGUAUACCCCUCAGUAGAAGAUUCUCAAGAAGUGUGUACCACAUCUUUUUCCACCUCUCCUCCAUCUCAGUGUGUUUUUACUGUCACUAAGGCACACUUUCAGACCCCUCCUCCUUUGGUGACAGACACCCUGAAAGUCCCAGUGAUGGGACCAGCCUUUUCACACCAACUUUCCAGCUCUCGUCUUUCCUAUCAGCCUGCUGCCCUGGGAGUUGGAUCAGCUGACAUGGGGUAUCCUCUACUCCUUGCUGGUGGCUUGAAUGCUGCACACCCUCACCAGUUGAUUGGUCCAGGCAAAGAGGGGGGGGUUCCCCCAAUUCCUAACCAGCCAGCACAUGGCACUCAAGCUGACCAAGAGAGGAUCUGCACCCCACUGGAUGGAGUCCACUACUCAGCAGCUACUCCUUCUAGUAGUGAGGACACAGAAACAGUAUCCAACAGCAGUGAAGGGAAGUGUGGCUCCCCACAUGACCUUCUGGAGACCAUCUUUAUCAGGAAGGUGGGAGCUUUUGUCAACAAACCCAUAAAUCAGGUGACCAUGGCCAACUUAGACAUUCCUUUUGCCAUGUUUGCUCCCAAGAAUGUUGGGCUGGAAGAUAACGACCCCAUGGUCAAUCCUCCUGACUCCCCAGAAACUGAAUCUCCUCUGCAAGGCAGCUUGCACUCAGAGGGCUCCAGUGGCAGCAGCACAGGGAACACCCAUGAUGACUUCGUUAUGGUUGACUUUAAACCAGCAUUUUCAAAAGAUGACAUUCUUCCAAUGGACCUGGGGACGUUUUACAGAGAGUUUCAGAACCCCCCUCAACUCAGCAGCCUCUCCAUUGACAUUGGAGCACAGUCUAUGGCAGAGGAUUUGGACUCAUUACCAGAGAAGCUGGCAGUCCAUGAGAAAAACGUCAAAGAGUUUGAUGCCUUUGUAGAAACCUUGCAGUGAAGCUGGUUUCCAGUUUUGCUGCAGCAGUUCUUCCUCAAGGCAUCUUGGAGAAUGAUGCCAACGUGGAUCCCUGUCGCCCCUACUCUGCCUUUUGUCUCACUCUGACUCGUUCCUUCCAACAAGUGAGCUUUCUUCAAUUGCUCUCUUCAACAGCAGAUACAGCUCAUCUGCCCAUUUUCCUCAACACCACCACUGCAUAAUUCUGGACUGCUUUUCCUGCUCACAGUCAGUUUUUAACUUAAGACUUCAGUAGGGAAGUCAAGCUGCGAUGUAUGAAAUAUUUUCUCCUCAGUCUCUGCUCUGUGUGGAGGGGCGUUGUGAAAAGUUGCCAUGUGCUUCCUCCAAAGGUCCUAUGGUGUAAAUUCCCUAGGUAACUUCUUGCUAACAGACUUUUUCCUGAAUGCUGUUAGAGCACAGAAAGCUUUGGUUCGUUUUUCAGGGUCCGUGAGUUCAGCAGGCUCACGAGUUUUAACUCCAGGACAUCCAUUCCACAGAACGGGGGCAUUUCAUCCUGACUUCAGUGUGAGUGCCUGGAGCCCAGGGAGAGACAUCAUCCUCGGGACCUGUGUAACACAAGUUACCUUCUCCUCCUUCUAAGGAGCUGGGUCUCUAGACAGUCACUUUGUACGAGGCCUUCUGUUACUCUGGCUGAUAAGCAGGAGUGAAACUACAGAAGUGCUUUCCAUGUUUCCUUCCCGAGUGCACUGACACUCGGCCAUGCUGAGUUUACCAGUGUUGACUGUUGGCAAGCCUGCACCUAGCAGCUGUGAUGAUGCUGAAUUCAUAGUCUCUGCUUUUGAAAUUAACUGUAAAUACUAGAAAUCCUAUUUCUUUAGGGUUAUGUAACUAGCAGUCUUAGUCUAAGAUUCUUUCCUCUAGCCCUUCCAAAUCCUCCUGCUUUAUGGUUAAUAGAUGAUCUUAAGAAUCAAGAAAUAUUUAUUGCUUUCAAAAAAAAACCUCUAUUUAAAAGAUGUUGUUUUCAUGUAGUAGUGUGGGUCAUUCUGUCCUGGAUCACUGCAGACAGCAAGUGUGCCAUGGAACCCUGGCCAGUGAGACUGGUCUCUGUCUCUUUGCAGGAUAUUUAUUUUCUAAGGCAGACUUAAGUAUUCUAAUAUAAUACUCUGUUUUGGGGACUAUGUGUCCAUUACAUCCUGUCAGGGCCCACUGAUAGAAUGAAAUGUACACAUCAGUGGAGUGGGGUGGCAGGGACUUGGUGAAAAGCUGUAUUCUGUUAGGUGUGGAUAAAUUUGCAGUGCCAUUCAGAAGGCAGCUUUGUUAGAGCAGCACAUUUUGGAGAGCUUACGGUACUUUUUAGUCAGCUGGCUUUUUAUUAGCUGAAAUUUUAUUUUUGUAAUGAGCUGGCUAUCAACAGCAUGACUGGCUGGCAGUGCAGUGUGGCUGAUUCAGCUGUUGUGUGUCUUCUGCCUGGUGUAAGAACGGGAGGAGAAACAGUGGCACUAAACAUAAACUUAGAUAAGACAGGUCUUGUGGUUUCUCUUUCCUUCUCUCUCCAGUGAGCAACUGCAAGACCCCUGACUGUCCUAAAACACUCUUCUCUUCUUUCUGCAGAAGUGGGGUUGUGUUGCCUCAGUGCUGAGGAACUUUAUUUCCUUACGGUGACUUAAGUAACCAGCCUUCUGGUCAGUGUGAUGUGGCAGCUUCUACAACUUUGCUGCAUUCUUAAUUGAAAGAGAUUACUGGCAGAUGACAAGAGAACCCCACCUCACUAGAACACUAUUUCUAUACCACUUCAAGAGCAAGGAACCAAGCUGAGAGCUUACUGUAAGGUCAGAGCAAGACAAUGCUUUGAACUUUAACAACUUCCUUUCUGUUGAGUGAUGUAUUUGGUGGGAGGACACGUGAGCUCUAAAAGUUGAGAGAUUUAUUGAAGAGAAGCUGCUCACCAGAGCCCUUUAAGCUCACUCAACCAGUGCAACUUUUCAGCAACCUCACACAGAAAUUGCUCAGUCCUUGCAAAAUAGGGUGCACAGACAUUUAAGAAAGCUUCCAAGAAAAGCAGCUUGCAAGAGGGCUUAAGUUACGUGAGUUUUAACAAAUAAAUACUUGAUCCCCACAGCUAAGGCAAUCUUGGUUUACAGGUGGAAAGGGUCAUAGAAGGGUGCAGGAACACAAGGAAUUAAUGGCUUAACUUGCUCUCACCUCUGCUCAGGAAGUUGGUCUCUGCAUUCUUGUUGAAAGCAGCUCAGAGGUUGUUGCUGUUGCCUCCCUCUUAACAUACAGCCUGUGCUUGGGAAAGUGACAGGAUCUGGGCUGCAAAGCAGCAGAGAUGAGGUAAAGUGCUGGUUCACACUUCAUGAAGAAGAUCAGAGCUGGUUGAACUUCAUCUAACCAGUGCUACUGCUGUCCUCCCACUGACAAGUGGUGGAGCUGGCAGAAGCCAUGCUAUCCUUGCUCAUCCUCUCCAGGAGGUCCCCAGAGCCAAAUAUUUCUGCAUAUUUGCUGAUGCAGUUCCUAACAUGGCUACAGCUCCCACAUCCCAUAAGGCAGACCAUCAGUGUGGCAUGGUUUUUUCUACUUCAGAAGGCUGAAAAAUUGCCUAUAUAAGCUGCUAGUGUUGAGCUGGAUGACCAUAGCAAUAAAGAGAUUCUCUAGGGCUGAGUUAUGUGCCUCUUUUCUGGACAUUCCUUGGCUUCAACACAUAGUUGCUACAUCUAGGCUCUGAGUUCCCUGACCACUGCUCUGCUUCAGGAAAGCUCGAGCUGCUGCUGUGGCCUGCCACAGAUUGUGUUAUGAAGGCUGUUUCUUUUAUCACCUGUCUGCUCAGUUCUGUGUUAAGGACAGUAUGUUUGUAGCUGCUGAUUUACAGAUACUUUGGGUGAAGGGGAAGGUUCCUAAGUUUUAUUGUUUUGGAAAUAGUCUCCAAUGUACUUCAAGUAUUCAAAGAAUUUCCAAUAAAACUUUUACAUAAGGAA